Messenger RNA from Trichoderma atroviride IMI 206040, 1074 nucleotides. RefSeq lists its product as uncharacterized. The record is from RefSeq and is a predicted model, not a curated record. Lineage: Eukaryota; Fungi; Ascomycota; Sordariomycetes; Hypocreales; Hypocreaceae.
GGACAAAAAAUCACAAUGAAAAGGGAAAGAAACAUGUCAAUGCCACCGUCUGGAGGGCACAACGUUAUUGAUUCGCACAUCUAUACUCGGCUGACGAAUCUGUGGAAAAGUGAGUCGGAGUGGUGGUCUCUGGAAGAGCGACGAGAUUUCAUCAGAUGGGUGCCUAGGGCGCGUAUCACGGAGCAACAAAACAGCAUUGCCAAUCAUCGACUGGCGAGAUAUAUGCGGAAGAAUAACAGAUUAACUUGGGGGCAUUUUGUCGUUUUAAGAGCAAUGUUUGGCGCGUCGCAAUGUGCGAGGCAGGACUGGUGGGAGGGUUUCAAGCGAAAAUAUAAGAGAGCUGUGGAAGAAGCGCCGCCGGGCGUCGUUCCGAGGGAUGUGAAGGAAGUUUUGGAGACAGACAGGAUGGAUUGCCCUCCUAUAAUGAAUAUCCCGACGAUGGAGGUUGAGGAUGGUCAUGUGGGCGAGGAUUGUGGGUGCUCGUGGUGCUUGGAACAUCCGGCCAUAGCGAGGCGAAAGAAUGAACCUGUGAGCCAAGGGGACAGAGCUGUGAAAGCUGAACCGAAGCGGGAAUGUCCUCGGGGGCAGGGUCUGUAUACAGGAGAAGAAGAGUCGCAUGAAGAUUGUGUGCAGAGAAUGGCGCGCGAGGCGGGCGUUGAGCCGGAGGAGACGCCGAAGGGAGAGGGAAUCGACGAGAAAGUGUCUGAGCUUGUGAUUCGGGUGCCUUGUCUCCAGGAGAAGGGGGAUGUUGUCCCUACGGAGUUGUCGAAUACGCGUGAACAAGGGCGCGUGAUUGAGGUGUUGAUGCAGUUGUUGAAGGAGCAGCGUGAGAGGACGGAGAUGUUGGCGGCCAAGGUGAAUAGGGUGGAGAGGGGGUUGAAGAGGAAUAAGAGGCAGUGUCGGGAUAUUAGUCGGAAAGUGAAGAGUCGAAGAGUGAAGAACAACUUUGCUGCGUGCUCAGCAAAUGGAUACGAUUGUGCCUUACAUCUGCUCCAGCAUCCAAGCACUUUGCAUGAGGCUAGUAUCUCGGAUGUGGAUAGCAAUCCCGCUUCCUAUACGACAAUGGCUCUAUAA